Molecule: messenger RNA, 2577 nt
Organism: Triplophysa dalaica
Lineage: Eukaryota; Metazoa; Chordata; Actinopteri; Cypriniformes; Nemacheilidae
Product: galactose-specific lectin nattectin-like
Exons: 7
Coding region: 1959-2501 (180 amino acids)
Molecular function (GO): signaling receptor activity
Source: RefSeq, a predicted model, not a curated record
UAUAUAGCCAGUUUUCAUCCAUGUUUGGCGAUUAAUAUUCAUGAGGUGUAUAACUUACAUCGGAUGAGAUCGUUGUGUGGGCGGAGCUGUCAGUCACGACGUCGCAGAAAUAGAAGCCGUUUUUAAAAUAGAAGUGACCGUUGCUCGUCGCGCAUCCCUGUCGCGUUUGGUUAGGACACAGUGUAAGGGUGCAACAGAUCGGUUAAAUACUGUGGGUCCUGAUUGUGAAGACUCUUUAAGACAAUCUUUAGAAUUUUAAAAUCAAUUCUAUAUUUAACUGGCAGCCAGUGAAGUGAGACGAAAACAAGGGUGACACUCUUGUGUUUGCGCAAUGCAGUAAAAGCCGAGACGUUUUGGACAAACUGCAAACGUGUAUACGGUUUUUUUACUAUUACUUCCGGUUGGGACUUUUACUAAAGCGCUUUCAGACAUGCGCACAUUAACACAACUGAGAGAAAACCGGUGAAGGCGUUUUCAUGAAGUGAAAAUAGGUGCAAUGGACAAAGUACCUCUGCCGAUCGGUUUUUGCUUAAACCGUUUUUGACCUUUCCCUGAUAAAAGAUAAACGUUUUAAGCGUUUACAAGACCUCACAUAUAUCCACUUAUUAAGCAUAAUCCGCGUAAGACUGCACGUAAACGCGCUCCCUGAGGGACACCGAUCGUCUAAUCGAGAUACUUUUCCAGAUUUAAUUGUCAUUUUAAGUGUUUUUCAGUUGCAAAAAAAGGCUUCGUGUAUUUUGUUCAAUUAUCUUUGAGAUUUAGGAAAGUUUUGGUAUUAUUAUUAUUAUUUUAAGUUGUUACCGUUGUUCAGUUGAGAGGUGCUUGUUCGGAGGGUGAAGAAGGCACCAUACUAGUCGUGAAGUGUGUUGUUUAAUCUAUUAAACAGUAUCUGUGCUAACGUCAGCACAGAGACCACCAGUCUCUAAUUAACUGCCAUUAAUAAAAACUAAAUGUAUUUAAUAAGUAGAAUUUACUUUAUUCUGGCUAGUACAUUGUACUUGAAUUAUAGCAGCGAAUUUGACUUAAAAAUGUCCAUGCAAUUGUAAAGAGAAUUUAAAUAAGUAAAUUCUACAAGUUAUAUUUUCAGUGUAUAGUUGAAAAAUAAAUAUGCAAAUAUGGUGAUAAAUACAUGUCACAAAUGGUGUGAUGACAAAUCUAUCUUAUGCUAUUUUAUAUUAUAGGCUAAAUGUAUUAAUAUUAAUAAUAUAAAGCAAUAUGCUAAAUUAUUAACAGUUUCUUUAUUUAUUUUUUGCUAUGUCACCCACAUAUUUUUAAAUUAACUUUAUACUAGUUUACUGUUUAAUAGAUCAAAAGCACUAAUUAUGUCAGUAAAACUCAACAAGGUAAUGUGUUUGCAACUUUAAAUCAAUAUAUUAGAAUUUGAAACAUUCAGCAAUGCAAAGUAAGUGCUACAAAUCAACUGAACAGAUCUUAAUUGUUUUAAACAGAAGUGUUUAGUCAACUGCAUGUGCAUACAUGCUUAAGAGAAUCUUUUCUUUAUUCAGAUCAAACACAUCACAAGCAUCAAUGACUAUCUUUGAUCACUGUAUAAAUAAAGAGUUAAGGAUCAGAUAUGUUGGCUUCUGGUUGACACCUUUCCCCAGUAUUAUUAUCUCCUUGAAGAAACACACAGAUCAAAAUAAAGUUAUUGCAAAUGUUAUUUUUUUACAUUUUAAACUUUCAUGAUAUAAAGCAGACAGUGAAAAAUAGAAAUGUCAAAUAUUAAAUAACUCUAAAUAUUUUUGUGUGAUGCACACUUUAACUAAAAAAGUAGCUACCAAAAUAUUCUGUUAUUGCUAGAACAAAUAUGCUUAUGAAAAACUCAAAUUUUAUCUUUGUUAUCUUCAAACAACCGUGUUAUUUACACCUCGUGAAGAAUAAGGUAUAAAAGCAGGACUCCUCAGAUAGAUUUAAACAAUCUUCAAUUCUGACAGCAACAGUUGGAAAAACGAUUAAUCAUGGCAGUGAUAAGAGGUCUUGUGCUUCUUUUCUUGGUCUUUUCUUUGGAGUAUGCAGCAGCCCAAAAUAAUCUAUGUACCCAAAGUCAAAGAGGACGGUCAAUGCCUACCACUCCUCAUCACCCACCACCAAGAACAACUGCAACUCCAGCUAAAUCUUGCCCAGUUGGAUGGCAACGUUUUGGAGCAAAAUGCUUCAGGUUCUACCCUCAGGCAGUUAACUGGGCCACAGCUGAGAAAAGCUGUCAAAUCUUUGGUGGUAAUCUGGCAUCAGUGCGCACUAAAGUGAAAAAUGACUUUCUACUGAGUCUGGUACCGAGUUACACACGUGCUUGGAUCGGCGGUCAUGAUGGUGAAGUGGAUGGACAGUGGCUGUGGAGUAAUGGAGCUAGAUUUGACUACACCAACUGGUGCAGAGGUGAACCUAACAAUCAUCAAAAUCCAGAGCAUUGCCUGGAGCUAAACUUCAGCGGUAACCGUUGCUGGAAUGAUGUCCCUUGUUCAUUUGGAAUGGGUUUCAUUUGUGCUCAAAAACUCAGUUAAGAAGUUAUUCUUCUCUACAAGUAUACUUUGAUUGUACAACAUGUACCUUUGUUAUUUUCUGAACUCAUUUUCUGAA